Cucurbita pepo subsp. pepo (vegetable marrow) is the source of this 611-nucleotide messenger RNA. Lineage: Eukaryota; Viridiplantae; Streptophyta; Magnoliopsida; Cucurbitales; Cucurbitaceae. The record is from RefSeq and is a predicted model, not a curated record.
UCACUGGUUAAUCGAAUGGUGGUCUACGUGGCUUACAAUUCUUAUACAAUGCAUAAUUACGAGCAGGUUGAACUUCCACCAUGGACCGACAUUGUUAAGACUGCAAGAUUCAAAGAGCUUGCUCCUUAUGACCCCGACUGGUAUUACGUGAGAGCUGCAUCCAUGGCAAGGAAGAUCUACUUGAGGGGAGGUCUUGGUGUGGGAGCAUUCAAGAGGAUUUAUGGUGGAAGCAAGAGGAAUGGUAGUCGUCCUCCACACUUCUGCGAAAGCAGCGGUGCCAUCGCCCGUCACAUUUUACAACAAUUGCAAGAGAUGAACAUCGUUGAUGUUGACCCAAAGGGUGGAAGGAGAAUUACUUCGAGCGGACGACGGGAUCUUGAUCAAGUCGCUGGCCGGAUUGUUGUUGCCCCUUGAUCAAUCAAUUACAUGUUUUGUUAAUUAGAGACCUUAUGUUUUGCCUGAUGAGAUACAAUUUCUUAUUCGUCAUUAAAAUUUUGGAUUGAGCUGUUGAAAGAUUUCCAGAUGGUUUUGAAUGGUCUAAAGUUCAUUUACAAUUCCUUUUGUUAUAUUUUUUCUGGGUUUUUUGCAUGAAAGAUGUUUCUAAUAUUUUA